UAAAACGCCAGCAAUUUUUUAAUAAAUUUCAUUAAAAUUUAGUAUAAUUUAAAGCAAAAUUGCAUUAGAAAUCUCUUAAUUUAUAUAUUAAUUGUGUAUAAAGUGAAAUAAUUGUGUUUAAAUAACAAAAAAUUAAAACAAAAUGGCUUUGUCUACUACCACUGUGCCCUGUUACACCAUUAUCAAUUCUCCGGAUUUGGAGGUGCCCAAUGAAAUGCAAUUAAAACAAGAUUUGGAAAAGGGUGAUACUAAUGUUAAAAUUGAUACCCUGAAGAAGGUUAUUCAACUAUUGUUGAAUGGCGAACGUUUGUCGGGUCUAAUCAUGACCAUCAUACGUUUUGUGUUGCCCGUACAAAAUCACACCAUUAAGAAGUUGUUGCUUAUCUUUUGGGAAAUUGUACCCAAGACAUCGGCGGAUGGUAAAUUGUUGCAGGAAAUGAUUUUAGUGUGUGAUGCCUAUAGAAAGGAUCUUCAACACCCUAAUGAAUUUCUACGUGGUUCCACACUACGUUUUUUGUGCAAACUCAAAGAACCCGAGCUGUUGGAACCUUUAAUGCCUUCCAUUCGUGCUUGUUUGGAACAUCGUCAUUCGUACGUAAGACGUAAUGCAGUUCUUGCCAUUUUUACAAUUUACAAAAACUUUGACUGGCUGGUACCCGAUGGUCCUGAAUUGAUAGCCAAUUUCUUGGAUACUCAACAGGAUAUGUCCUGCAAACGUAAUGCUUUUCUUAUGCUAUUGCAUGCUGAUCAAGAAAGAGCCCUUAAUUAUUUGGCUUCGUGUAUUGAUCAAGUGAAUAAUUUUGGCGAUAUCCUUCAAUUGGUCAUAGUUGAGUUGAUCUAUAAGGUGUGUCAUGCUAAUCCCGCUGAACGUUCUCGUUUCAUACGUUGCAUUUAUAAUCUUUUAAAUUCAUCUUCGAAUGCGGUGCGUUAUGAGGCUGCUGGUACUUUGAUUACAUUAUCAUCAGCUCCUACCGCUAUUAAGGCUGCUGCUGGUUGCUAUAUUGAAUUGAUUGUCAAGGAGAGUGAUAACAAUGUUAAAUUGAUUGUCUUAGAUCGUUUGAUUGCCAUGAAGGAGAAUGAGAAUAUGGAAAAAGUUAUGCAGGACUUAGUAAUGGAUAUUUUGCGUGUCUUGGCAGCCCCUGACAUUGAAGUUAGGCGCAAGACUUUGGCUUUAGCCAUGGAUUUGGUGUCCUCUAGAAAUAUUAACGAAAUGGUUUUGGUAUUGAAAAAAGAAGUAUCUAAAACUCAUAAUGUGGAACAUGAAGACACUGGCAAAUAUCGUCAACUUUUAGUGCGUACAUUACAUUCGUGCUCUAUUAAAUUCCCUGAUGUAGCUGCUAGUGUUAUACCAGUAUUAGUUGAAUUCCUUUCUGACACUAAUGAAUUGGCUGCUGCUGAUGUUUUGAUUUUCAUAAGAGAAGCUAUACAGAAAUUUCCUUCUUUGAGAGGUUUGAUAAUUGGUCAUUUGAUAGAGGCUUUCCCACAAAUCAAAUCCUCUAAAAUACAUCGCGCUGCUGUUUGGAUUUUGGGUGAAUAUGUCGAUGAUAAAAAUCAAAUUUUGGAAGUUAUUGAUGUUAUCUGUCAAACUUUGGGUGAAAUACCUAUGGUUGAAGCUGAACAAAGACGUUUGGCUGGCGAUCAAACUGAAGAGGAAGCAAAUGCUGCCAAUAAUCCACCAGCAGCUGCUCAAAUUUCUAAUAACAAAGUAACUUCGGAUGGUACUUAUGCCACACAGAGUGCUUUCAGUUUGGCUCCUAUUGCCAAAAAGGAGAAACGCCCACCAUUACGUCAGUAUCUCAUGGAUGGUGAUUUCUUUAUUGGUGCCGCUUUAUCGGCCACUUUAACCAAAUUGGUUUUACGUUAUGCUGAUUUGGAACAAGAUGUGCGUACCCAAAAUCGUUUGACAACUCGUGUUAUGCUUAUCAUGAGCUCUAUUCUUCAUUUGGGCAAAUCUGGUUUCCCCACUAAACCAAUUACCAACGAUGAUACCGAUCGUAUUUUCAUUUGUUUGCGCACUUUAAGCGAACGCACAGAAGAAGCUGUUGAAGUCUUCAAACGUUAUUGUCGUGAAGCUUUGGGUAAAAUGUUAGAUGCACAAUACGAAGAAGAUCAACGUGUACUCAAAGAGAAGCAAAGAGCUGCUGCUAAAGUACAACCCGAUGAUCCAGUUCUCUUCUCACAACUCUCUAACGGACGUGAAAAUCAAUUGGGUGAAAAUGUAUUCGAAUCUAGUUUGAAUCAAGCUUUAGCUGGUACCAAAUCUACCAAUUUGAGUGACAUUACUUCUCCCAAUAAUAAAUUGAAUAAGGUAACACAAUUGACUGGUUUUUCGGAUCCUGUUUAUGCUGAGGCUUAUGUUAAUGUCAAUCAAUAUGAUAUUGUAUUGGAUGUAUUGAUUGUAAAUCAAACAAAUGAUACUUUGCAAAAUUGUACUUUGGAAUUGGCUACAUUGGGUGACUUGAAAUUGGUGGAACGUCCUCAUCCUGUUGUUUUGGCUCCUCAUGAUUUCUGUAACAUCAAGGCCAAUGUUAAGGUGUCCUCCACAGAAAAUGGCAUCAUUUUUGGAAAUAUUGUUUAUGACACUUCUAUCAACACCAAUGUUGUGGUUUUAAAUACUAUUCAUAUUGAUAUUAUGGAUUAUAUUAUACCUGCCAGUUGCACUGAUACUGAAUUCAGACAAAUGUGGCAAGAUUUUGAAUGGGAAAAUAAGGUCACUGUUAAUACUACUUUCACUGAUUUGCAUGAAUAUCUCAAACAUUUGCUUAAGAGCACAAAUAUGAAGUGUCUAACACCCGAAAAAGCUUUGUCGGGUCAAUGUGGUUUCAUGGCUGCCAAUAUGUAUGCUAAAUCUAUUUUCGGUGAAAACGCUUUGGCCAAUUUAAGUAUUGAAAAACCAGUUGAUGAUCCAGACUCUAAGGUUACUGGUCAUAUUAGAAUACGUGCCAAGAGCCAGGGUAUGGCUCUCAGUUUGGGCGACAAGAUCAGUUCAUCUCAAAAACUUUGUGUACAAGCUUCUUAAAAUAAAUAGUUUUCAUUCCAAAAUUUUCCAAAAAAACUAAACAGUUUCAAUAAUUUACUAUGAGUUUAUGUUUUUGUUUCUUUAUUCUGAUCGCUUAAUUUUAAGUAUUUUUACAAUUUCAAGAAUUAAAUGUUAUAAAAACAAUUAUUAUGUAUGUCAACAUACUAACUACGUAUAAUACAAUUAUAAUAAAAAUAUAAAUAUAUACAAAAACGUAAUUAUAUUACCUAA
Molecule: messenger RNA, 3250 nt
Organism: Lucilia cuprina (Australian sheep blowfly)
Lineage: Eukaryota; Metazoa; Arthropoda; Insecta; Diptera; Calliphoridae
Gene: betaCOP
Product: coatomer subunit beta
Exons: 9
Coding region: 143-3019 (958 amino acids)
Biological process (GO): intracellular protein transport; endoplasmic reticulum to Golgi vesicle-mediated transport; intra-Golgi vesicle-mediated transport
Cellular component (GO): cytoplasm; COPI vesicle coat
Molecular function (GO): structural molecule activity
Source: RefSeq, a predicted model, not a curated record